Messenger RNA from Drosophila persimilis, 713 nucleotides. RefSeq lists its product as uncharacterized. The transcript has a single exon. NCBI's taxonomy places the organism in Eukaryota, Metazoa, Arthropoda, Insecta, Diptera, Drosophilidae. Bases 1 to 633 code for a protein of 210 amino acids. The record is from RefSeq and is a predicted model, not a curated record.
AUGGCCGCAAACUUAAGUAUAUCUGAUAUCGAGGACCAGGUUGAUAAUUUCAUUAUUCGAAAGCCCACACAUGGGCCAAAGUCAAAGGACGAUUUAAAGGAGGGGCCGUUAAUCCACGAGAAAAUUCCGCUGGUAUUAAAGGACAUACUACGGGUAUCAAGAGACGGGGAACAAGAAGCCGUGUUCACCAUUUCCAUUAACAAGGCCCCAUGCCACUUUCGUACUUGUAUUGUGUACGCCUUUGUAGCCGGAGAAUGCCCGCACCAUAAAUUAUAUCGCAGAUACAUUCUCGACGACAGUACUGCAUCGCUGGAAGCAAGCAUUGCUACCAAGCCAUGGAAGAGGACGACGAUUGCAGCUCUCCAUAAUGAGGCGGCACUGCUCUCAAAUGAGGAAAGCUACAAGCAAAUAUCUGAAAGCAUGAUGCGGCUUCUGUCUGCAUCCUUGGAAUAUGUAGACCCCUCUGCCAUACGGAGAGGACAUAGUGUUUUGCUGCAUUGUCGUCCAAAUUUCUUUAGAGGGAACAUAAGCUUGGAGGCCUCUUCCUUUUUCAUAGACAAAGGUAAACCACGCAAGCUUGAAAUUGCUUUUGCGGAUCAUUACAUUGAUUGGCACAAAAGCUACAAAAUUUAAAAAUAGUGUGAUAGCUCCUUUUGUAUUGAAUUUUUACUCAAUAAAAAAAGCAUGUAUUAAAUAUAGAGAAAUAUAAAAUA